AACAAUAUGUUUUUGAAAUUACUACUUAACUUUGCUCAUGAUUUAAUUUUUUUUUUAUUUUUUUUAGGAAACUUUGCUCAUGAAUUGGACACUAGUAAUUAAGCAUCUUCCUAAAUUACCAAUAAUUAAAAUACAUUUGGGAAAUUAAGCCUCCUCCAAAUCUGCCUAGGCUCUCGUCUAAAACAACUUUUUUGAAUUUGCAAUCCAAAAUCAGCAAAGUAUCACAAAUUACAAGCCCUAGCCCCCAAAUCCCACAAUCCAAAGUGGCGGCACAAUUCGUUGACCUCGCCGGAGCAACGGCAGCCCAUCGGCGCAUCUCAUCGUCACCGGGGUUUCCCUAGCUUUAUGCAUUAUGCACUCCAACAUUGCUCGAAUUAAGCUUGUGAGCUCACACCCUGAAGUUUAUGAUCCGUGUGAUGAUUCAUUUGCAUUGGUUGAUGCAUUGCUAGCCGAUAGAGCUAAUCUAAUAGGCCAUCGCCCGUCGAUUUGCAUGGAAAUUGGCUGUGGCAGUGGCUAUGUCAUUACUUCACUUGCUCUCUUGCUCGGGAAAGAGUGCCCUAGUUCAUACUACAUUGCAACAGACAUAAAUCCCCACGCCAUCACAGCGACGCACGAGACACUAGAAGCACACGGGUGUCGUGCUGAGGUGGUGAACACGGAUAUUGCAUCGGGGCUGGAGAGGCGCCUGGCCAGAUGCGUGGAUGUGAUGGUGGUGAACCCGCCUUAUGUGCCAACCCCGGAUGCAGAGGUUGGUUGCCGUGGGAUCGCCUCUGCUUGGGCAGGAGGGGAGAAUGGGCGGCGUGUUAUUGAUAGGAUGUUGCCGGUUGCAGACAAUCUCUUGUCUGAUAAGGGCUGGUUGUACAUGGUUACACUCGCUGCGAAUAACCCCAUGGAAUUGUGCCUUCAGAUGAGGAAGAAAGGCUAUGCUUCUCGGAUCGUUCUGCAGAGAUCAACCGAAGAAGAGAGCCUCAACAUCAUCAAGUUCUGGCGGGAUAAGGAUACUUUGUUGGAGGUUAAUGAGUGUACUGAAUUUGAGAAAACAGGAAAUGGAAUCCGCGUAAAAUUACCACAUUUUUCCCCGUUUUCGUUCUGGAAUUAUGGGUACCGGGCAACAAACUAGUUCAAAUAGAAUGAGGAAUCAUCUCAGCUUGCUGGCUCAAUUUCAAUUCUGUAAUCCUUUGUAACAUUUUUCCAACAGUGCCGGUUCUUGGCGGAUCAAGUUGAUGGGAGUCGAUGCAUCGUUGUUCAGUCGAGAAUGCAGCCAACAGCUGAGCAAUGGAGGGGGGUAGAAAGAGCUAGGCCAAAAUCUGCCAGAGUAAGCUUAAAUCUGCUUAAGAUGUCAAACUAAGCUUUUGAGUUUGAAUGACGACUCCACAAUUUGGCAGUGGCCAAAAAGAUCGAAAACUUUGGUGAUUGAUUGUUUGAACAUAUAGCAGUGAUGUUAGAAUCUUUGCUUCAAAUAAGUUAAUAAAAUUUCCAGUCGAAAACUGCAGCUAUCUGUUUAAACUGAGGAAA
Molecule: messenger RNA, 1515 nt
Organism: Salvia miltiorrhiza (redroot sage)
Lineage: Eukaryota; Viridiplantae; Streptophyta; Magnoliopsida; Lamiales; Lamiaceae
Exons: 3
Coding region: 353-1120 (255 amino acids)
Biological process (GO): methylation
Cellular component (GO): eRF1 methyltransferase complex
Molecular function (GO): protein methyltransferase activity; S-adenosylmethionine-dependent methyltransferase activity; nucleic acid binding
Source: RefSeq, a predicted model, not a curated record